This is a messenger RNA of Microthlaspi erraticum, 1263 nucleotides long. Lineage: Eukaryota; Viridiplantae; Streptophyta; Magnoliopsida; Brassicales; Brassicaceae. The record is from the annotation of a GenBank genome assembly.
AUGGCUGGUGUUUCUGUGCGUGAGAUGACUACCAAGUUUGGGAAAUUAGAGAAGUCUGGAGGAGUCGAAUUCAGAAGAUGGUAUGAUCACAACCGUGGAAUGAUAUGGUUAGUGACUGGCGUAGGCCAUGUACAUUAUGCUAGGAUGCUUGAAAUGUCGAAGGAAGGUUUAAUUCCUGGUUUUGACAUGAAUGUAGAGAAAUGCAGAACAUGUAUGUUGACUAAGAUAACUAGGAAGAAAUUUGAUAGCAUUGUUAGGGUAUCGGAAGUCCUUGGACUGAUUCAUAGUGAUUUAUGUGAUUUGCAUGCUACACCAUCUCUGGGGAAUAAGAAAUAUUUUGUCACAUUCAUUGAUGAUUAUUCCAGAUAUUGUUCUGUAUAUUUGUUGCACUCUAAGGAUGAAGCCUUAGAGAAAUUCAAGGUUUACAAAACUGAGGUUGAAUUGCAACAAAGUAACUUGAUUAAAAAGUUACGCACCGAUAGAGGUGGUGAGUAUUAUGAUCCUGCUUACUUUCAGUCUGUGGGUAUAAUACAUGAGGUCACAGCUCCUUAUACACCACAACAAAAUGGUGUAUCUGAGAGGAAGAACAGAGUCCUUAAAGAAAUGGUUAAUUCCAUGUUAUCCUACUCUGGAUUGAGUGACGGUUUCUGGGGUGAGGGCAUGUUAACAGCAUGUUACUUGUUGAACAGAGUUCCUAACAAAAGGAACAAGAUAACCCCAUAUGAACUUUGGUACAAAAAGAAGCCUAACUUGAACUACCUUCGAGUUUGGGGCUGCAGGGCUGUAGUAAGACUACCCCAACCAAAGAUAAGAACUUUGGGAGAAAGAGGUAUUGAUUGCAUCUUUAUUGGUUAUGCUGAGCAUUCCAAGGCUUAUAGGUUCUAUGUCAUUGAACCUAAUGAUUCUAUAGCAGUUCACACUGUGAUUGAGUCAAGAGAUGCAAUAUUUGAUGAGAAUCGUUUCACAUCAAUACCUAGACCAAAGGAUCUGGUUUCGUUUGGAACUGGACAAGGAGAUGGUACAAACGUACGUUCCAACAUCUCGGCUUGUGUUCCAACAACCAGCGAGUCACCUGUACUUCGUAGAAGUAAGAGAGGAAGGAUUGAGAAAUCAUUUGGUCCUGAAUUCCAAAUUUAUUUGGUAGAAGGUUCAAGAGAUGAGAUUGUUCUACAAUACUCAUAUUGUUACCUAGUUGGUGAUGAACCUAGGACAUUCAGUGAAGCUAUGGCUUCAUUGAUGCUGCUUUCUGGAAAGAAGCUGUAA